Messenger RNA from Polypterus senegalus (gray bichir), 2559 nucleotides. Its product is annotated as extracellular calcium-sensing receptor-like. Gene Ontology annotation, cellular component: membrane. Gene Ontology annotation, molecular function: G protein-coupled receptor activity. The record is from RefSeq and is a predicted model, not a curated record. Lineage: Eukaryota; Metazoa; Chordata; Cladistia; Polypteriformes; Polypteridae. The transcript has 6 exons. Bases 1 to 2559 code for a protein of 852 amino acids. Gene Ontology annotation, biological process: G protein-coupled receptor signaling pathway.
AUGCUGCUACUGAAGGUGGUCCUUAUUACUGCUUUAGCCAAAGCUAAAGCAGAUGAAGUUGUGUGUAGGUUAAGAGGGACAAGAGAGCUACCUGUCUUUUCAAAAGAUGGAGAUUUUAUAAUUGGAGGAGUCUUCUCAUUUCACAGGAAUUUUCGUGCAGUGUCACCAACAUUCCAAACUGUGCCAGAAAGACUGAAAUGUGAAAACAUAAAUUACAGAGAAUUUCAGCUUGCUCAGACAAUGAUGUUUGCCAUAGAAGAAAUAAAUAAAAAUCCUGACAUGCUAUUUGGUGUUUCCCUGGGUUAUAAGAUCUAUGAUGCUUGUGGCUCAGUAGCCCAGUCUAUCAAGUCAGCAAUGGCAUUAAUAAAUUCACAAGAGGAGCAGUAUUUUGAGAAGCUCUGCUCAAAUCCAUCCAAUAUUCUAGCGGUAAUUGGGCUGUCUGAAUCAUCUCUCACUAUUGGCAUCACAACAACAAUUGGAACUUUUCAGAUACCUGUGAUCAGUCAUUCUGCUAGCUGUGCGUGUCUCAGUAACAGGCGUGAGUUUCCAACAUUUUUCAGAACAAUCCAAAGUGAUUACUAUCAAAGUAAAGCUCUAGCAGAGCUGGUGAAACAUUUUGGAUGGACAUGGAUUGGUACAAUAAGAAGUGAUAAUGAUUAUGGCAAUUCUGGCAUGGCCACAUUUGUUGACAUUGCUAAAAGGGAAGGAAUCUGCAUUGAGUACUCUGAAGCCAUUUACAGAACAUAUCCAAGAGAAAAGUUCCUUAACAUAACUAACAUUAUAAAAGAAUCAUCUGCAAAAGUUAUUGUGGUUUUUGCAUCAUUCAUAGAUUUUGAGUAUUUAAUUAAGGAAAUAUUUCUUCAGAAUAUCACUGGCUUACAAUGGGUCGGCAGUGAAUCUUGGAUUACAGCCAGAAAUUUUGCAAGUGAUGGAGGGAAUCAAGUUUUAAAAGGGGCCAUUGGAUUUGCUAGCAUGAAUACAGUAAUACCUGGGCUUGAUGACUUCUUAAUGGGUAUCCAUCCAUCUGAUGCCCCGGAUAAUGCAUUCUUAAAGGAAUUUUGGGGAAGUGUUUUUGGUUGUACAUUUGAAGUGGCAGGCAAGCCUACAAAUAUGGUGCAGUGUACAGAAAAAGAAAAUUUGAAAGAUGUAAGUAAUCAAUACACUGAUGUUACUGAAAUGAGAAUUCCCAACAACAUUUACAAAGCAGUAUAUGCAGUGGGCUAUGCAAUUGAUAAUCGUAUACUAUGUAAGGAAAAUCAACAGUUCCAGCAAAUGUGCAAAAAUAAAAUGAUUAUUCAGCCUUGGCAGGUACUUCAGUCUUUAAAAACAGUGAAUUUUACAGUUAAAACAGGAGAGAAUGUUUAUUUUGAUGAAAAGGGAGAUACCGUUGCACGAUAUGAAUUAGUAAACUGGCAACUUGAUAGAAAUGGCAAAAUCCGCAUUGUUACUGUCGGUUAUUAUGAUACAUCUUUACCAAUAAAUAAGCAAUUUAUGCUAAAUUACAGCAAUAUUAUGUGGGUGGACAAUCAGGCUCAGGUUCCAAGAUCUGUGUGUAGUAAAAGCUGUCCAUCAGGCACUCGUAAAGCAGUACAGAGAGGAAAACCAGCAUGUUGUUUUGACUGCAUAAAAUGUGCUGAAGGAGAAAUAAGCAAACAGACAAAUUCCAUCAACUGCAUCAAGUGUCCACUGGAAUAUUGGACAAAUGAAGAAAGAGACCAGUGCAUCAGGAAGGAGGUUGAAUUCCUGUCCUUUGAAGAAGUAAUGGGGAUGUUACUUGUUUUACUCUCUUUGAUUGGAGCAUUUCUCUCCAUAAUUGUAGCCAUUGCCUUCUUUCGUAACCGUGACACACCAGUUGUGAAAGCCAACAACUCUGAAAUAAGCUUCCUUCUUCUUUUCUCAUUGACCUUGUGUUUUCUUUGUUCCCUGGUGUUCAUAGGUCCACCCUCACAGUGGUCUUGCAUGCUACGCCACACGGCUUUUGGAAUUACAUUUGCCUUGUGCAUUUCUUGUGUUUUGGGAAAAACCCUAGUAGUUUUAAUGGCCUUCAGGGCGACCCUGCCUCAUAACAGCAUCAUGAAGUGGUUUGGACCAAUCCAGCAGAGGCUUAGUGUUUUUACUUUAACUUUUGUACAGCUUUUAAUAUGUACAUUAUGGCUUCUAAUUUCACCUCCAUUCCCAUACAAAAAUUCAAGAACCUUCAAAGAAAAAAUUGUUUUUGAAUGUGACAUGGGGUCUACAGUGACAUUUUUUGCUGUUUUGGGGUACAUUGGGUUUCUAUCUGCUGUGUGUUUUCUUCUGGCAUUUUUAGCACGGAAGCUGCCAGACCAUUUUAAUGAAGCAAAGUUCAUUACGUUUAGCAUGCUGAUAUUUUGUGCUGUCUGGAUAACAUUUAUCCCAGCUUACCUCAAUUCACUAGGAAAGUAUACAGUGGCUGUUGAAAUAUUUGCCAUUUUAGCAUCUAGCUUUGGAUUGCUGUUUUGUAUUUUUGUACCUAAAAUGUAUAUACUUUGGAUAAAACCGGAGAAAAAUACAAAAAAGCAUAUAAUGGGGAAAAUAUAG